Molecule: messenger RNA, 1310 nt
Organism: Dromaius novaehollandiae (emu)
Lineage: Eukaryota; Metazoa; Chordata; Aves; Casuariiformes; Dromaiidae
Gene: TM4SF1
Product: transmembrane 4 L six family member 1
Exons: 5
Coding region: 116-724 (202 amino acids)
Cellular component (GO): membrane
Source: RefSeq, a predicted model, not a curated record
GGUAACCCUGCGUAUUUAAGCAGGUGUGACUGAAGACUGAUCUUCUUUUUGAUUGAAACAGAUAUGAGAUAGGCUGGAUUGGGCUAGUGAAAGAAGGAUUUGUAAAGCUCAAGACAUGUGUUUUGGAAGGUGUGCUAGGUGUGUUGGGUACAAGUUGCUCAUCCUUGCCUUGCUCAGCAUUGUGGCCAACAUUUUACUUUAUUUUCCCAAUGGUGAAACAAGAUUUGCUUCAGAGCAUCAUCUCAGCAAAUAUGUGGAAUGCCUUCAUGGCAUUCUAGGUGGAGGUUUUUUGGUUCUCAUUCCGGCCGCCGUGUUCAUUGGGCUCCACGACGACUGCUGUGGGUGCGCUGGCCGGGAGGACUGUGGGAAAAGUUGCGUGAUGCUGUCCUCGGUUCUGGCAGCCUUUGUUGGGAUCCUUGGUUCUGGCUACUGCAUCAUCAUUUCAGCCCUGGGCUUAUCCCAGGGACCGUACUGCUUCACUGCUGUAGAAAGAAACUGGAUCUAUCCUUUCACUGAAUCCUCGGGAGGGUACUUGCUUGAGUAUAACAAGUGGUCUCAUUGUCAAGAACCGCGAAACAUCGUACAGUGGAAUGUCACCCUCUUUUCCAUUCUGCUUGUCUUGGGAGGAAUAGAGUUCAUUCUGUGCUCCAUACAGAUAAUCAAUGGCAUUCUUGGAGGAAUAUGUGGGCUGUGCUGUGGUCACGAGGAGACAUACGUUUGCUAGGAAACCUGAAAGUGGAUCGAAGUUGGUGCAUUUGUGAUGCGUUGAGUAUCCUGGGGUUUUUUGUUUGUUUAGUGUUGAGGGGGUGUUUUUUGUAAUAUUGCAUGCAAACUAGGAAGCAAGUUGUUUGUUUUCGGACUGUACUGUCACCAUCAACUUAACUGACCUGGUACCAGCCUCUGUUGGUGGAAUUGUGCUUUUCACUGCAUCUAAAGGCAAAAUGAAUCCUGAAUUUCUUUGGUUCAUUUCACCUGAAUACAGAAAACUGACUGAACAUGUGUGUCAAUAUAGGUACUGGCUCUUUUCUCUACUGACACAGCAGCUCUGUGCUGUAUGCUGCUUUCCCAAUAAAGCUGUACUUUAAUUCUCAUGGUGGAUUGAAGAGAAAACUAAUCUAGUCUGACCUGGAAAUACAUGAGUACUCACCUGGAGCAAAAACCAAGCAGCAGUAUAAAAUAUGCAUGACCAAGGGCAGGUGCAUGUACUUCUCCUUUUCAGGUGAGAGCUGGAAAAAAAUUGCGAUCAAAUAAAAUGUGGAUUGUUCAGAACUUUUCCUGUGUUUAACAAAUAAAGAUUCGUUUUAAAAAUA